Molecule: messenger RNA, 318 nt
Organism: Pecten maximus
Lineage: Eukaryota; Metazoa; Mollusca; Bivalvia; Pectinida; Pectinidae
Source: RefSeq, a predicted model, not a curated record
UGGUUAAUACCUGUGAGAUUAACCAGGUGUUGACUAUUAAACCAAAAAAUCUGGUUCUUGGCGAAGGAGGCAGAAUUAUUGAUGAUGGAGCUAAACAGGAAACCAUGGCAGCCUUGCAGGACACCGUGGAAGCCGUGCAAGAAGUCGCAGAAGUUGUGCAAUAUAUGGCAGAUGGACAGGAAACUUUCAGAGCAAGACAGGAUACCAUGGCAGACAUGCAGGAAGCCAUGGCAACAGACAUCAGCAAUGUUACCACCAGGCAAGAAUCCAUGUCAGGCAGACAGGAAACCAUGGCAAACGAUUUACAUAUCCUACAAG